Messenger RNA from Diabrotica virgifera virgifera (western corn rootworm), 2415 nucleotides. RefSeq lists its product as uncharacterized. The record is from RefSeq and is a predicted model, not a curated record. The transcript is spliced from 3 exons. NCBI's taxonomy places the organism in Eukaryota, Metazoa, Arthropoda, Insecta, Coleoptera, Chrysomelidae. The coding region runs from base 152 to 1168 and encodes 338 amino acids.
AAAUAUGUACGGACACAAACGUCCAAGGCAGAAGGUAGGGUACAAAGCUUACAUUCACUAAAAGAAAGUUUAAAUGGCGGCGGCCUGAGUUCGGUGAUUUUAAUUCGUGUCCGUUCUUUCACCAAACUGUAUCAUUUCUCUACCACUAGUCAUGAAAACAAUACUGCUCUUCGUUUCCCUCCUUCUCGUCGUUUCUGCAGCGAGAAAGGAGAAAAAAACAACACUAGAGGACGUAGAGCGAGGGUACAUUACCACCAAAGCACGAUUAUCUCCUCCACCUCCACCAACGUCAACAAAAGUACGAUCUAAAUCUCCCACUCAGUUUGGAUACAUACCAGUCAAAACACCAGCUAAUUAUGUCCAAAAAGAACCCAAGAUAACUUAUGCCCCACCUCAAUAUAUAUCCUUGAACCAAGGAAAAAUUAAAUAUCAGACAGAACCACAGUACUCCACUAUACAGUACGCUUCUGGUUCGCAAUACACUACAGGACCAGUGUAUACAGGACCGGUGUAUACGGGUGCGGGUCAAGGAACGCCACAAAGAGGAGUACAAAAAGCCCCGGUAGAUCAAACUCAAGAGUAUUACGUGCCUCAGCAAGAGCAGUCUCAGUAUUUGAAUUAUGAUAACGUACAGUAUGUAGCAGACAACAACAUUGAUCAAGGGGCCGGACAGCAGCACUACAACCCACAGCAGUAUUAUUAUUUGCAACAACAGUACCAAGCACCUACUACGUCUAUACAAGCUGUGGUGGACCCAAAAGGGGGUUUGCAGUACAUAAUGUAUAUCCCAACAUAUGUGUCCAACCAGGGAAGUCAACAGCAGUCAACUGACCAAACCCAGAACUACGAGAACGUCGUCUAUAGCGACAACGACCAGACGUACCAACAACCACAAUCAUCCCCCCAAUAUACCACAUACACAGAGAAACAACCCACUCUUGAAACUGGCAAGAGCGCAUACAAUGUUAAAGCUACAGACUUCACUUUCAAAAGAGAACCUAAGAGCCUCUUGGACUCAUACGUUCCCUCCGUUCUUCAACUUCAGUAUUAUAAGCAAGCUCAGUUGAACAGCAUCAGAGAUAGCGAAAAGUAUGAGAGUUAUAUUAACCCCACUGGUGCAGAGUCGUCUUAUAGAUAUAACUAUAGACCUACCCCAUUCAGGAGAUAAUUUUUGAAUAGCAUUACAGGCAGAUAGAUAUGAUAGGAAGGUUAAAGAAGAGAUUAUCUUGAUUUAAUUAAUCUUCUUUACUGGAUUUUAAAAUGAGUUCUUAUUAAAUCCAACUACUUCUUUACAACAAUUUACUAUUAUAUUUUAAAAUGUAUCUAUUUCUUGGUUUUCUCUACUGUUCUUAUUUCUUUUAUUUUAUUCUAUAUUAUAUAUUGUUUUUCUCUUUUAUUGUCUUCAUUAUUAUCUUGAUCUAAAUCAUUUAAUUAUCUCCUCUUAUUAUCUUUUUGCUUAUUAAUUUACCUCUUAUUUUCUCCCCCCUCUCUCUCUUUCUCUCCCUCUCUCUUUCUUUCUCUCUCUUUCUCUAUCUCUCUUUCUCUCUCUGUACUUUACAUUAUGAUAAAUAUUUCUUAAUUGAACAAUAUGUGCAAUCACUAUUUACCUGCUUGUUGCUCUAUAAAAUCACUUCUUAUACAUUAUACAUAUAUAUUUACUUUUACUUUUUACUUUACUUUUACUUUUUACUUUACUUUUACUUUUUACUUUACUUUUACUUUUUACUUUACUGUACUUUUUACUUUACUUAUACAUUAUUCCUUUUUCCGUUUCUUAGAAUUUUUCUAAACUUACACUAAUUUCUAUUUUCCAAGAGAAAAACUGGACAGUUUUUACAUUAUGAAUAAGUCUUAUUAUAGUUGCCAACAAAUAUUGCAGAAAACCUUAUCUUAAGCUUAUUACAAAGUCACUUGUAUUAGAGUGGUGUCCUUAGGUUUCCGGCACAGGUAGAAAGUAAUAAAUGUCAGUCUAUUGUACGUUUAAUUAUAUACCUGCUAUUCAGUAUGUUUACCUCUCGAAACUUAACAACACAACGCAAAUACAAAUGGCUUUGUAAUAAGCUUAAGAUAAAGUUGUCUGCAAUGAUUUGGUGGCAACUAUACAUGUAAUUUUGUACAUAAUAAAUGUAAUAACAAUUCAUUUUUUGAUACAGCAGAAUAUCUCUCUCCAAAUGUAAUGUUUAUUCAGUUAUUUUCAUAAGUCUGAUUAUAGGUAUUGUAUAUAUUUAACGUUAUUUGUUUUGUGUAGUUUAAUAAUUUGGCCAGUGGCUGGACACUUUGUUAACGUGCGAUGAUCCUUGAUUCAAUUGUAAUCUGUUGUAAUUGUAGAUUCAAUUGCAAUCUGACAUUUACUUACGCUAUUUUAUAAUUUAACAAGUAUUCUGUAAAGAAUUACCGAUUAAAAAGUUGUAUUUG